Aspergillus tubingensis is the source of this 1338-nucleotide messenger RNA. RefSeq names its product nucleoside transmembrane transporter FUN26. Lineage: Eukaryota; Fungi; Ascomycota; Eurotiomycetes; Eurotiales; Aspergillaceae. The transcript is spliced from 2 exons. The coding region runs from base 1 to 1338 and encodes 445 amino acids. Gene Ontology annotation, cellular component: plasma membrane; fungal-type vacuole membrane. The record is from RefSeq and is a predicted model, not a curated record. Gene Ontology annotation, molecular function: nucleobase transmembrane transporter activity; nicotinamide riboside transmembrane transporter activity. Gene Ontology annotation, biological process: nucleoside transmembrane transport.
AUGGAGCGUAUCCGCGGGCUUAUCGCUCGCCGGCCUACAUAUGAAGCAAUCGAGCAGCCGGUUGACGCCGACAAUGAGAGCAUUCACUCUGCUCGUGAGGAGUUGGAGCAUCCCCGUUUCUCCAAAUAUGAAUAUGCAGUAUUCUUCCUCCUGGGAGUGUCUAUGCUAUGGGCAUGGAACAUGUUCCUCGCUGCUGCACCAUACUUCUACCACCGUUUCCACACAGACGACUGGGCAGCAACCCAUUAUCAACCUUCAAUAUUGACUGUAUCCACCGUUACUAACUUAGGUUCCUCGUUCAUCCUGGCCAAGCUGCAGAAGGGAGCAUCAUAUCCGAAGCGGGUCACUAUCUCCCUGCUUAUCAACAUCGUGGUAUUCACGCUCUUGGCCUUCUCCACCAUCUUGAUGAAAGAUGUCUCAGUGAGCACAUAUUUCGGCUUUCUCAUGAUCAUGGUAUUCGGGGCCAGUCUUGCGACCGGGAUAAAUCAAAAUGGCGUGUACGCUUACGUCUCCGGCUUCGGAAGAGAGGAGUAUACCCAAGCCAUCAUGGGCGGCCAAGGCGUAGCGGGUGUCCUACCCUGCAUUGUCCAGAUCCUCACCGUGAUCUCCGUACCAAGCAAGAAAGAAGGACAGAAAGCACCACAAGAGUCAUCCAAAUCCGCUUUUGCCUACUUUAUCACGGCCACAGCCGUGUCGUCCUUCGCUCUGUUGGCCUUCCUAUCUCUCGUAAAGCGACGCUCAUCGUCAACCCUCUUAGACCCAACGGACGAUCACAGCGACUCAGAUGUGCCCGAGAACAAGUCCGUCAGCCUCUGGACGCUCUUCAAGAAGCUCCGCUUCAUGGCUACAGCCAUCUUCCUCUGCUUCACCGUCACCAUGACCUUCCCCGUCUUCACAGCGGAGAUCGAAUCCGUCCAUGACACUCCCGGACGAUCACGACUCUUCGACCAGGCUGUCUUCAUCCCUCUUGCAUUCUUCUUCUGGAACGCAGGUGAUCUGCUGGGCCGAAUGCUCGUCCUAUUUCCCCGUCUCUCCUUAGUGAACCGUCCCUUUGUGCUGUUCCUCUUCUCGAUUGCUCGAGCCGCAUUCAUCCCGCUGUACCUCCUCUGCAAUAUUCGCGGCCGGGGUGCAGUGGUCGAAAGUGACUUUUUCUACCUGUUCGUCGUGCAGUUGCUGUUCGGCAUAAGUAACGGGUACUUGGGGAGUAAUUGCAUGAUGGGCGCUGGACAGUGGGUGUCUCCUGAUGAACGUGAACCUGCAGGUGGGUUCAUGGCAUUGAUGCUCGUAGGCGGGUUGACUGCGGGAAGCUUGAUGAGCUUUUUGGUUGCUGAGGCUUGA